CAGUUCCGGGUCCUGUCAGUAGGGGCGGCCGCGGUCUCGGCAGCGGCGAAAGCCGCGAAGCUGCGCGGCCAGGGUUUCCAGCCGGGUCUCUUUCCCGGCCGGGCCCCAGCAUGGCUGCCCCCAGGGCUGCGGGUCGGGACGGUGCCGCGUUGUCGCGUUCCUGACGGCCCCUGGCGUCUGUGCUCUCCUUCUCUUCCCCAGGCCACUCCAGCAGACAUGUUUGCCAAGGCCUUUCGGGUCAAGUCCAACACGGCCAUCAAGGGGUCGGACAGGAGAAAGCUUCGGGCUGAUGUGAUGGCUGCUUUCCCCACUCUAGGAACAGAUCAGGUCUCUGUGUUGGUACCUGGAAAGGAGGAGCUCAACAUUGUGAAACUGUAUGCUCACAGAGGGGAUGCAGUGACCGUGUACGUGAGCGGUGGUAACCCCAUCCUGUUCGAAGUGGAGAAAAAUCUGUAUCCGACAGUGUAUGCCUUGUGGUCCUAUCCUGACCUUCUCCCAGCUUUCACGACGUGGCCUCCGGUGCUUGAAAAACUGGUGGGGGGAGCAGAUUUGAUGCUGCCAGGACUCGUGGUGCCCCCUGCUGGUCUGCCUCAGGUACAGAAGGGUGACCUCUGUGCCAUUGCCUUGCUGGGGAACAGAGCCCCCGUUGCCGUCGGAGUUGCUGCCAUGUCCACAGCCGAGAUGCUCACUUCAGGCUUGAAGGGAAGGGGCUUCUCUGUGCUCCACACCUACCAGGACCACUUAUGGCGAUCUGGAGACAAGUCUUCUCCACCUUCCCUUGCUCCACUGGCCCUGGAUCCCCCAGAUCUCAGUGAAGAGAAGGAGUCUGUCCAGGCAGACCCCGCCCUGCAGGGAGACCUGAGGCGCCUGACCCUGGAGGGAGAGGAGGAGAAUGGGGAGGUUCAGCGGAUGUGUGGGGAGAAGUCCCUAUCAGAAGCCUCGGAAGACCCCAGUGUCAGGGGCCUGAACCCAGACCCCACAGACAGCAAGACCCUUCAAGAACAAAUGGAUGAACUGGUACAGCGAUGCUUCUUGCAUGCUUUAAAAUGCCAAGUCAGAAAAGCUGACCUCCCCUUACUCACCAGCACGUUCCUUGGCAGCCACAUGUUGUCCUGCUGCCCUGAAGGACGACAGCUGGACAUCAAGAAGUCCAGCUACAAAAAGCUCUCUAAGUUCCUGCAGCACAUGCAGCGGGAGCAGAUUAUACAGGUGAAGGAGCUGAGCAAAGGGGUGGAGAGCAUUGUGGCUGUGGACUGGAAGCACCCGAGGAUCACAUCUUUCGUCAUAGCCGAGCCCUCCCCGACCUCCCAGACUAUCCAGGAGGGUAGCAGGGAACAGCCCUAUCACCCUCCAGAUAUAAAAUCCCUCUACUGUGUCCCAGCCAGCAUGACUCUGCUCUUCCAGGAGUCUGGCCACAAGAAGGGGAGCAUUCUCGAGGGCGGUGAGGUCCGGAUGAUCAUCAUCAACUAUGUCAAGAGAAAUGACCUCGUUGAUGCAGACAACAAAAAUCUCGUGAAAUUGGAUCCCAUCCUAUGUGACUGCAUCUUAGAGAAAAACGAACAGCACACAGUCAUGAAGCUUCCAUGGGACAGUCUCCUGACCAGAUCAAAACUAAAAAUUAUGUACAUCAGGAGUUUGCAAACUACAGCCCAUGAGCCAGAUCUGACCCGCUACCUGUAUUUUUUGGAAUACAGCCACACCCAUUUGUUUAUAUGUUUGGAAAAAUUGCAGCCUGUGUAUCAAGUGACUUUUCCAGGACAAGAGCCCAUUGUGAAGAAAGGCAGAAUCUGCCCAAUUGACAUCACCCUAGCACAGAGAGCAUCUAAUAAAAAGGUGACUGUGGUCCGGAACUUGGAGGCCUAUGGCCUGGACCCGUGUUCAGUGGCCGCCAUCCUCCAGCAGCGAUGCCAGGCUAGUGCAACCGUCACGCCUGCCCCUGGGGCCAAGGACAGCCUGCAGGUCCAGAUCCAGGGAAACCAGGUCCAUCACCUCAGCCGCCUGUUGCUUGAAGAGUAUCAGCUUCCUCGGAAACACAUCCAAGGCCUCGAAAAGGCCCCCAAACCUGGCAAGAAGAAGUAACAGACUCUUGUUUCAUGCGGGCGAUCCAGUGGAAAUCAAGCUCUGGGCUGGUAAUUUAUAUGAGCAUUUUCAGCUUUUACAAAUGAAACAAUAUAAUUCUUUACCAAAAUAAAUUUUUAUUCUAAUCUAAA
Neofelis nebulosa (Clouded leopard) is the source of this 2210-nucleotide messenger RNA. RefSeq names its product eukaryotic translation initiation factor 2D (gene EIF2D). The record is from RefSeq and is a predicted model, not a curated record. Gene Ontology annotation, molecular function: RNA binding; translation initiation factor activity. Gene Ontology annotation, biological process: translational initiation; formation of translation preinitiation complex. Lineage: Eukaryota; Metazoa; Chordata; Mammalia; Carnivora; Felidae. The transcript has 16 exons. Bases 217 to 2079 code for a protein of 620 amino acids.